Larimichthys crocea (large yellow croaker) is the source of this 4269-nucleotide messenger RNA. It is a transcript of the gene col13a1, whose product is annotated as collagen, type XIII, alpha 1. The record is from RefSeq and is a predicted model, not a curated record. Bases 1119 to 2069 code for a protein of 316 amino acids. NCBI's taxonomy places the organism in Eukaryota, Metazoa, Chordata, Actinopteri, Sciaenidae. The transcript has 20 exons.
AUGACAAGACAUGACAAAAACCCAGCUUGACCUCCGCGGUGUGACACAUCAUCAUCAUCAUCAUUACUGUUGGUGCCUUUUUGCCUGAAUGAAAUAAACGGGCCAGGUAGAGGUUUUAUGGUAUACACCAUUACAGGCGGAUGUAGCUCAGGAGGUAGAGCGAAUCAUCCACUAAUCAGAUGAUCCCCGAUCCUCCAGUGUGCAUGUCAAGGUGUUCUUGGGCAAGUUACUGAACUCUAAAUUGCUCCUGAAGGCCUCACCAUCGGUGUGUGAAUGUGUAUGAAUGGUUAGCUCCUUUUUAUCCAUAAAACAAAAAAGGAAAUCCGCUCUAAGAAGGACUUAGGUUUGACUCAAUUCCUGCAUGGAGUCUUGUAUGGCUGUGCCCUAGCUUAGUCAUUAUCUGGCCCUCCUAGCAAGCAUCACAUUUGUUUCAUUUAAAUGAAACACACACACCAGACUUGCUAAAUUGAAGCUGCUUGUUGAAAUUCUGCCUACAUCACCUGUUACCCUUCUACCAUCUGUCCACAACUAUUAAAAAUAUUAUUAAAGCAUCAUGAGACUCAGAGUUGAUAGGAAAAUUAUUCCAUUGAGCCAAAACAGAUGGUAGGAACUCCCUCUACCAGCCAGCCAUCUGUGUGGUCACAGCUGUGACUGUACAUCAUCUACAAAUGACUCAAACAUGUUUUCCUUUCUAUUUUUAACAACCAAUUUUGGAGGGUUCAGUGUGCUGUGGCACAUUACAGAUGCUAAUAAAUCACAGUUUUUGAUUUCACUGUGUACUUUAACAUGGAUGAGUUUUAAGACAAUGGGCCCCUACUUCACCACCUGUCCUAUAUAUGAACAAGACACACAGAGACAAAAUGACACCCAGGUUUAAAGAAACACGUAUGGUAGUUACAUUUUGGGAGUGCAUCAGUCCUCCCAGACAGACAAAAAUGACUUAGCAAAAAUGAUCAGCUGAUCGUGGAUGUUUUUCUUCUGCUCCAAAGGGACAGGCUGGCAUCCCUGGUACCCCUGGCAUCCCUGGCAAGAGGGGCUACAGGGGUGAGAAGGGAGAACAGAGCAUUACAGCCCAGGGAUUUAAAGGAGAACCAGGUUCACCAGGACCGCCAGGCUUAAUGGGACCCAAGGGGGAAGCAGGCCCUGAAGGCCCAGCAGGACCAAGAGGUCCACCGGGUCCAACUGGAGAGCCAGGAAAGGCUGAGAUCCACAACAAUGAAAAUGAUAUUCGCAACAUACCCCUGAUGGGACCCCCUGGAUUACCUGGGCCUCCCGGUUCCCCUGGACUCCCAGGUGCCAAGGGUGAAGUAGGUCUACCAGGUGUGCCAGGACUGGACGGAGAGAAGGGACCCAGAGGCAAGCCAGGAGAGCCUGGUCCUGCAGGCCCAGCCGGUCCUCAAGGUCCCAGAGGAGAGGAUGGUGUCAUGGGCUUGCCAGGACCCAAGGGAGACAAGGGAGGCAUGGGUCAAUCUGGAUCACCUGGUUUAGAUGGCCCUACUGGUGAAAAGGGGGCUACAGGGGCCACUGGCCCUAUUGGAUUACCUGGUGCAAUGGGUCUUAAAGGAGAGCCUGGGGAAGGAGGAAGGUCAGAAAUGAUCUAUGGUCCUCCAGGGCCCCAAGGACCUCCAGGACCAGUUGGCCCAGCAGGAUCUCAAGGACCUUCAGGGCCUAAGGGAGAACCAGGCAUAGGCAUCAGAGGAGAAAAGGGAGCGACAGGUCAGAAGGGCGACAAGGGAGACAGAGGCCAUCUUGGACUUCCUGGGGCUCAUGGGUUAGACGGCAGACCAGGUCCAGUGGGUCUAAUAGGACCAGCAGGUGUGCCAGGGCCAGCAGGACCAAAGGGAGAGAGAGGUGAAAAGGGAGAUGCAGGAUUACCAGGACCAAUUGGGCCUCAAGGCAUCCCUGGUUUAAUAGGACCACAAGGACUCAAAGGGAACCGGGGAGAGAGGGGCAAGAAAGGCAACAGGGGGGCCAAAGGGGAUAAGGGAGACCAAGGAGCACCUGGAUUAGAUGCCCCCUGUCCGUUGGGAGAUGACGGCUUACCUGUACCAGGAUGUUGGAAUAAAUGACGAUAACUUGGAAUGGCUUGUGUGAUUGUACAUAGGAUAUUUAUUUUUAUUUUUUUUACUUUUCCCUAUUCUUUUAUAAAUGCAAAAAAAGUUUGAAAAAAAUCCUAAAAACAUAGGGCAACGUUUUUGUACAGAUUUGUUUAUUUUAAUACGUAUGAUAGUUUUUAUGUAUUGGAUUUUUAUAUCUAUGCAUUAUUUUAAUAUGGUUGGAUGAGUAAAAAUUAUAAUGUGGCUACAUAUGCAUGAUAUUUGUGCAUAAUGUGUUGAUAAUGCUUAUUAACUUAUUGUAUGAUGUUGUUGUGUUCUGUUGUAAUAGACCAUGCUGCACUGAGUUGUGGGGCUGGAAAGAUUAUAUUAGCAUUUGGUCUCUCCACUUUUUUGAUACCAUGUUAAAAACAAACAUAGAGUAGCACUGCCUCUACGCUAGCUUUAUUUACACUAAAUGUUCACACAGUGACAAAAAGCUGUUUAAAGUCUGCACUUUGAAUUUUUGGUCAUGUGCUCAUAUUGUACUGAUGAACGUGUAGACCUAAAGAUUAGAUUCAGGGCUAUCACCAAAGUCAGAUAUUUGCUAAAUGAUGAUAGUACCUAAUGAUGGCCAUGUUUACCAGUCAGACUAACCAAGCACUUCAGAUAUCUCCCCAAUCUUGAUAUCUGUAUUGGCUUCUUUAUUCCAGUCUCAGUCUUUAUUUUUAGUAAUUUAAGUUCCUGACAACAUGGCUCCAGCCUCAUCAGGUAACCAAUACAAGGGGCAAUGUUGGUGGGUGAUUGGAAUCCAGUGAGGCAUGAUGUCCUGGGUUUUGCGCAAAGAACUGUAGUUGGCAGAAGUGGUCUAGGUGAGUUCACAUAGUGAAGAUACAUUAUUACACAUUACAGGCCAACUAGUUAUUAUAUUAUGCACUCAGCAAUUUGUUACUUAAUGGGUGGGUUUAUUGUUUAAGACAUUAAAUGCAAUUAUUACAUUAUCAUUUUCCACAAUUUCCAAGAUGAUAGAUUAGAACCAUUCUGGAGUUCUACUCUAAAAUGGCUCAUGAGUUAUUAAAGUUAGUUAGUUAUAAAAAAAUAAAAAAAAAAUAAAAGUGUGUGUGUAUAUGUGUGUGUUUGUGUAUAUAUAUUAUAUAUAUAGAUAUAAUAAAUAUAUAUAUAGAUAUAUAUAUAUAUACACAUACUUGUUGAUUAAUCCAUCUAACCAUGUAACUAAACUUGCCUUACUAGGAUCUAUCUUAUUAUUAUAUACAAAGUUAUGCUGCUGUGACUUUUUGAAUGCUGGUGCUGAUAGCAAUGAUUAUGAACUAAAACUUCCAAAAGGCAUUAUAUUCCACACACCGUGUCCGUCAAGUAGGAUGUUAAUCAAUCAUAAGGGGACAUCCUUUAAUUCAGUCUGAUUCUUCAUUAUUCAUGAAGUAUUCCAGACAAUUACAUUGUUCUUAAUAUCUCCAAACCCAACACUCCUCUGUCCCAAAGGGGGGUAUCAACCAAGAUCUCUUAAUCAUUUGAAGCUUUAAAGUUCAGCCAUGAAAGCUCCUGAAGACAAAAUGUUACUUGUACAGCAGGAAAGCAACAGUUCUUUGUUCUAUCUUCCUGUUUAUUCCUUGUGUUUUCAGUUAAUUCUACAUAUUGCCAAAUUGUGCAGGCAGCCACUUCCUGCUUUACAGCUAGCUCUGUGUAUUAACUGUGGUGUUAGUAGAUUCUUUGUCUGCCUUCUAAUCUGAGGCACAGUACACAGCCCAUAUUGUUGGAUGGAAAUAUUGCUGCUCACCCUUAAGGCAUUCUGCUGCAACCACCACGUUGUCUCAUCCAUUUAUGAAGAAAGCUGUAACCUACAAUGGAGAUCAUUUGUUUUUGUUCUUUUUUUCCAAGAACAUUUUAUCCAAAGCAUUUUUAUGGAGUAGCUGUUCUCAUUAAACUAACCUCAUUAACUUUACCAAGUGACUCAGUGUUGAAGAAAUUAAUGGACUUACUGGAGUGGUGCUUUAGUCCAUUAUAUGCUGCUGCUCUUUGACAAAGCUUUGUGUUUUUGCUCUGCGUGGAUCUGAUGUUGCCAUGAGAGAUUGUUGUAGGAUCCUUGCCAGCCAUAAUAUUCAUAUUGUUCCUGCACAGUACCUCACAUUAACUCAUGCCUUAGUCACUAGUUGGCCUUCAUUUUUGCUGUCACAUUGAAAUACUUGUGUAUAAAAUAAAUUAAAUAUACAUUUUCUGA